AUGCCGUCGGUAGCACCAUGGCUCAGUAAUGAAGGCGCCACAACUGCCAGCCCCGGCGAAGUCAAUGGAGUGGACAAUGCCAAGCUCAAAGGUUGGAGAGCAGAGCUCGACGACGACGACUAUGCAGUUCUUGCGCUGCGAAACUUCAUUUUUGACAUUUGUGAUCAAAACGGCGGUGGACAUGGCGGCUCUGCCAUCGGUAUGGCUGCCAUUGGAGUCGCUCUCUACAAGUACACCAUGCGAUACAAUCCGUCUAAUUCGGAUUGGUUCGAUCGCGAUCGUUUUGUGCUUUCAAAUGGUCACUGCGCCAUGUUUCUAUAUGCAUUGAAUCAUCUGACGGGCUUUGACAACUGGACCAUGGACGAAAUCAGGGGCUAUGGAAGUGCAAAGCUGGGCGACUACAAGACAAUUUGCCAUGCACAUCCCGAGAUUGAAGUUCCGGGAGUAGAGGUUACGACCGGGCCUCUUGGCCAGGGAAUUGCGAAUGCAGUUGGCUUAGCCAUUGCCUCCAAAAACCUGGCUGCUAGAUUCAACCGCCCUGGCUUCGACCUCGUUUCCUCCAGGAUAUACUGCAUGAGUGGUGAUGGAUGUCUCAUGGAGGGUGUGGCAUUGGAAGCAAUCUCUUUGGCCGGAAAUCUGCAAUUGGACAAUCUCGUCAUACUCUACGACAACAACCAGGUCACGUGUGACGGGCCCUUGGACUGGAUCAAUACCGAAGAUGUCAAUGCAAAAAUGAGAGCUUGUGGAUGGCAUGUGCUCGAAGUGGCGGAUGGCAACUAUGAUGUUCAAGCCGUCACUACUGCACUAGCUCAUGCCCAGUCACUCAGAGGCAAGCCAGUCUUUAUCAACAUUCGCACAGUGAUUGGAGUUGGGACUCAGGUAGCUGGUACCCAUAAAGCCCACCACGGCACGUUUGACAAAGAGAGUGUGCAAUUAUCAAAACAGCUUGCUGGACAAGACCCCAACCUAACUCACGUCAUACCCGAGAAGCCGCUCAAGUAUUUCAGAGACUGCAAGGCCAAAGGCGAGUCUCUUGAGAGCAAGUGGAAUGAUCUACUGGGUGAAUACAGCACAAAGCAUCCAGAUCUCGCCGCUGAUUUUCGGCAGGCUGUAUCGGGCGACUAUGGUACGAAGUGGCUCGAUAUUCUCAAAGCCACAGAUAGUGCGCAAUUCAAGGGAACAGCCACCCGGGAUGUGAACGGCAGUCUGAUCGAAGCCAUCUGGAAGGAUUUCCCAGCGCUCUGUGGUGGCGGUGCUGACCUCGUCAACUCCAACAAGGUUCACUACACCGAGUCGGAUGUGUUUCAUCCCUCAGUCAGCUAUGCCGGGCGUUACGUCCGCUAUGGUAUUCGCGAACAUGCCAUGGCGGCCAUCUCCAACGGUCUGGCUGCCUACAACCCCGGGACCUUUCGGCCAGUCACUGCGACUUUCCUAAUCUUCUUCCUCUAUGCUGCUCCGGGUAUUCGGAUGGGUGCCCUUAGCCACCUCCCAGUGAUCCACUUCGCAACUCACGACAGCUUCGCUGAAGGCCAAAAUGGACCUACCCAUCAACCUGUCGAGCUAGACUCUCUUUUCCGCGCCAUGCCCAACCUUUCUUACAUGCGGCCAUGCGAUGCUGAGGAAACCAUUGGCGCCUGGAUGCUUGCUCUAGGCAAGACUAGCGGCCCUUCCAUGUUGUCCCUCGGACGAGAUCCCACUGGUCCUGUUCCAUCAACGGAUCGCUACAAAGUGGCCAAGGGCGCAUACGUCGUCGUCGAUCAGACAAACUCCAAGCUCACGCUCGCCAGCUGUGGCACGAACCUUCACUACGCAGUAGCUGCUGCGGAGUUACUCACAUCCGAGGGGUUGCCGACGCGUGUGGUGAGCUGUCCUAGCUUUGAGCAUUUUGAUCAGCAGGACCAGCAGUACCGUGACAGUGUAUUCCCCAAGGAUGGAUCCCCGAUUGUCAGUGUGGAAGAAUAUGUUGCCACAACUUGGGCGAGAUAUGUGACGGCUAGUAUCGGUAUGCAAAGUUAUGGCUUUUCUGCAUCGAAUCCUAGUAAUUAUGCUCGAUUUGGGCUGGAUUCGGAGGGGAUAAUCAGAAGAACGAAGCAGUAUCUGAAGGACAUGGAAGGAAAGAACGCGCGUAUGGAAGGAUGGCGACAGAUUUGA
This is a messenger RNA of Pestalotiopsis fici W106-1, 2151 nucleotides long. RefSeq lists its product as uncharacterized. Bases 1 to 2151 code for a protein of 716 amino acids. Gene Ontology annotation, biological process: pentose-phosphate shunt. Gene Ontology annotation, molecular function: transketolase activity. The record is from RefSeq and is a predicted model, not a curated record. Gene Ontology annotation, cellular component: cytosol. The transcript has 3 exons. NCBI's taxonomy places the organism in Eukaryota, Fungi, Ascomycota, Sordariomycetes, Amphisphaeriales, Sporocadaceae.